This is a messenger RNA of Aureobasidium musti, 663 nucleotides long. Lineage: Eukaryota; Fungi; Ascomycota; Dothideomycetes; Dothideales; Saccotheciaceae. The record is from the annotation of a GenBank genome assembly.
AUGUCUCUUAAUCUCGAAAAGCAGCUUCUCUUCGUACUAUGGUUCUUACCACCACAACCCCAUCNNAAUGUUGGCAUUCAUAUCACCUGCGUUCCUCUGAUUCUGUUGACUGCUUUCCUCUUCGUCAGUAGUGUUGACCUGAAAACCUUCAGACUUCCUGCUGACGAUCUCACAGNNUGCACCAACACUCCUGCGCUUCCCCUUCCGGAUGCCAUCACCAUCCCCAACCUACCAGCCAACCUGGGCACUAUUGUGGCUUCGCUUUACUCUCUCCUCUACGUUCUAAUGGAGCCUGUCGCUGGAGGAAUGUUGGCACCUCUACUUCUCUCUGCCACUGCCUACGCCAACCAUCUCACCUCAACCUAUGGCAUGACGGCUAACUGCUAUGCUCUUGGUCUGCACAUCUUCGCUUGGCUUGCCCAAUUCGUCGGCCACGGCAUCUUCGAAGGCCGUGCUCCUGCUUUGCUCGACAAUCUCGUCCAGGCUCUCUUCCUAGCCCCUUUCUUUGUCUGGCUUGAAGUUCUCUUCUUCCUUGGAUACCGUCCAGAGCUCAAGGCCAGACUCGACCAAUCCGUCGCCAAGGAGGUUGCAAGGUUCAAGGCGUCGAAACCCUCCAAUGGCAAGGCCAAGGCUAACGGCACUACAAAUGGUGCAGCUCGGUGA